CAAUGCCACUAUGAUUUAUUUUUCAUAAACUUCAAAUGUUUUAUAACUGCUUCUAGUUGCCUACGGAUAUUUUUCUUUGAUACCAGUAUGCUCUCAAUAAAUUUCCUUUUUCCUUUCUAUUUCAUACCUUUCAAGGAAACUAGCCGGUUUAACGGUGUUCGUCACAGGGUCUAGCCGGGGCAUAGGAAGAGCUGUAGCUUUAAAAGUAGCCAAAGAUGUAGCCAAUGUAGUAGUAGCUGCCAAGACAACUCAAGAACGAGCUGAUCUACCAGGAACUAUUUAUUCAGUAUGCGAAGAAAGUAAGAGAAAUUAAGACAGUUUUUCUUUAUUUACCCAUAAACAUUUAAUGGUUACUGAGUAAGCGGUGAACUAGAAGAGAAAAUCUCUCAAGAAAUGUCAAAGCACCACUGCUCGUCAUCCUCAAAAUGUUUCUGAGAAGUGCCGUUAUUUAAGAGACCUUUGACAGCAAAAUAUAGCAUAAUUGACUUGUUUCCAAGCAUUGUAAUGGAAUACGAAUCGAUAGAAACAUGUAAAAUGUGGGCGCAUAUUUUAUCUUUUGCUUCAGGGUGUACAAAUCUCGGAAGCCGGCCUUGACUAUUAUAGACCUAUGUCUAUAAAUAACCACCAGAACAAUAGGAGGCCAAAACAUUAAAUAAAAGUAGCUCACAUAUAUUCAUACAAAUAAAAUGUUGGUAAUAUAACAUACAGGCUGGCCCAACGAAAAGGUAGCACCCGCAUUUGUGAGUAUCCUAGUAUAUUUUUGGAAAAACGCUCGGACGCAUCAAUAUUGAUUUUUAGGGGGACAUCUUUUCAUGUAUAGCCGUACAAUACAGGGUGAUCCAAAAAUAAAAUAUUACGUUACACUUUACAUUUUUAAAUGGAAACCAAAAUUUUUUUUAAAUUUUAGAUCUUCCAUGAAGUUUUUAGUAACUUUUACUUCAACUCCUGAGUACAUGCCACUCAAAGCAAAUCCAAUGUCAUGCCGUUCUCUUCGGCAACGUCUUACCCUUCCACGACCAACAUGCGUACCUAGACAGAAUCGCGAUUCGCCGCUGAAGAUGACAUCAGUCUCAAUCUGUCUCCCAAUGUUGCCGCUCCAGUUCCAACGUUGACGAAAGUGGUCCGCAGUCAGAGAAAGCACUAACCGUGGACGGUACGAAAAAAGUCCAAAGGCUCGAAUAUGGCGAUAGAGUGUACGCACAGUAACUAAUCUACCAUCUUCUCCAAACCAUUAGUCAGCGAUUUGACGCGUUGUAUCAAAACGGUCUCGUAGGGCCAAUCUUGACGCUUUAUGGUACGCCUCUGUGGACCAGUUGGCCUUCUUCAUGUUUCUCUACCUUCUUCUAUUCACACACGCAUCACCGUCAUUGUAGUACAAUAUAAAUAAUAAAAAAUAUCUGUAGUACUCAGCUCUCAGAAACUGCUUUCUUCACAAAAAAUAAGAGAUAACAUUUUGACGAAGGUAAAUAAAAACAAAGAUAAAACGUUGACAUUAUCGCCAUAGCGUGUUUUAAAUAUAGUCAUUACGUUGUCAAAAAAGCAAGUUGAAGAAAUUAUUUUUUCUGACGUAACACUUCUAAUGUCACUGAUUAUAUUACUGACAGUUUUUCAUUUUUAGUUGAAAAAGCAGGCGGUAAGGCACUUCCCUGCAAGGUAGAUGUUAGAGACGAAACAGCAAUACAAAAUGCCGUAGACGAAGCUGUGCAAAAGUUUGGUGGUAUAGAUAUUGUAGUUAAUAAUGCAUCUGCAAUUUCAACAGCUGGUACUCAACAUACUAAAAUUAAGCUCUAUGAAUUGAUGCACCAUGUCAACACAAGAGGAACGUUUUUAGUCUCAAAGCUGUGCUUGCCACAUUUGAAGAAAAGUAAGCAUGCCCACAUACUCAAUAUGUCACCACCAUUGAAUCUGAACCCUUUUUGGUUCAAGCACCACUUAGCAUACACCAUUUCCAAGUAUGGAAUGUCUUUGUGUGUACUAGGAAUGCACGAAGAGUUUAGACCUUUCAACAUUGCUGUAAAUGCCCUCUGGCCUCUGUCAGCAAUUCAUACAUCAGCCAUGGACUUGAUACAGGAAGGCAUAGAAAGAAAAUCCUUUGGUCGCAAGCCAGAGAUGGUAGCUGAUGCAGCUUAUGCUAUUAUUACCCAGGACCCGAAAAAUUGCACUGGAAAUUUCUUUGUGGAUGAAAAAGUGCUCAAUGAUGCUGGGAUUACUGAUAUGACUCAGUAUCUACACGCACCAGAUAACCAAGACAGGAUCUUGCCAGAUUUAUUCUUCGACGGGUCUAUACCAUAUCUUUCAAAAGAUUUCUAUGUACCUAGAAAAAAAAGCAAAAAGAUAGAAGAAAAACCAAAUGCUGCGGGUAGCAAAACUGAAGAGCAACCACACGGCGACGUUGCCAGCCUAUUCAAGAAAAUUGGGACCUCAAUCUCACCAGAAAUGGUACAAAAAACAAGAGCUAUCUUUGUUUUUAAUUUGACCGGUCAAGAAACAGGAAAGUGGUAUAUUGACUUGAAAAACGAAAAUGGAAGUUGUGGACCUGGAGAACCUUCAGUAAAACCCGAUGCAACUAUCACCAUGGAUUGCAAACAUUUUUUCAGUAUGGUCUCAGGCCAGUUAAAGCCCGCUACUGCUUUCAUGAUGGAAAGAAUGAAAGUUGAAGGAAAUAUGCAGCAAGCUUUGAAACUCGAAAAACUCAUGGCAAUUAUAAAGGAUAAACUAUGAGGUUCUACGAUAGACAAUUAUCUAUUUUGAGUAUAUAGUUUUUUGAAUAAAUUAUUUCUCGGGUGAGAUCAAAUAAUAACCUAUAGUCGUCUUGUUCGUCGUACCACACUUGUGGAAGAUUUCAAUUUUGUUUACAAUACCUCAAGAAACCUGCCAUGCAUUUAUUUGUUCAAGACCCCGAAGAAAACUCAUGGAAAAUGGCUUUUCGCUAGAUUUUUAAAAAUGCAUGUUGUACGAGGGUUGUCUCAAAUAUAAGUUUCCCAACGCUGUAUUUUUGCCGCGUGUGAUGCUAGGCGAAAUCUGGCAACACCAUCGAGUUCGACGACUCCCCCACCGCCGAUCCCAACAAGAAGCCCCUAUUUGCCAUGCUCAGUACCGGCCCGAGAGCCCCGUGCAAUGGAGGCGUUCAUCGCCGUCACCGCCAGGUGCAAAAUUCGUGUGGUCAUCCGAUUUUUGCAAGCAAAAACGUGACCACCCAUAGAAGUUCAUCGCCACUUGAGUGAAGUAUAUGGGGAAGCGUGCAUAAACAGUCAUCAUGUCCUCAAAUGAUGAAGAGAGUGCUCAGACGGACGCAUGGACGUCCACGAUGAACAACGAAGCAUCUCCGAGGAAGUUAUGACGACGAUCCAUCAAAUCUUGCUUGAAGAUCGACGAAUCACGAUCCGAGAACUAGCGGUUGAAAUUCCUGAGGCUUCUGAAAAAGCUGAGACAAGCAAUCCAAAAUUGUCGUACAUCAAACGAAGGACUUAAUCGAGCGAUUUGGCACCUAGGGAUUUCAAGCUGUUUCCCAAAUUUAAGGAGCACGUAGGCGGUCACAGGUUUGAGGCGGAUGAGGAGUUGCAAGAAGCAGUUACAAAAUUUCUAAAUGGGCUGGCGCCGGAAUUCCUUGAGGCGGAAUGCAAAGGCGCAUUACACGUCUGCAAAAAUGAAUAGAAAAAAAAUGGCGACUCUGUAGAAAAAUAGAUCAACAUUUGCAAUGGUAAAUUUGUUUUUCAAAUAAAAAAUUCCUUGUGCCUGAAAAAAAUGUGGUAACCUUAUUUUUGAAACAACUCUCGUAUCAGCCGAACGUGUGAUAUCUCCCAGAACAUUAUAUCCCCAAAAAAUUCCUCAAGAAAAAUCUCCCAUAUUUGGAGGAAAAUCCUCCAACAUGGCAACCCUGUCAAAGCACCACGUGUACUCCAGACGCCAAGUUUCUUGAACGUUUUUACAGCACGAACAGCAUUGGUGUCCUUUCUCCACUUAUUUUUAUACAUCACAUGUCAAGCACAGAUAUUUCUAAUCGACA
Messenger RNA from Acanthoscelides obtectus, 4006 nucleotides. NCBI's taxonomy places the organism in Eukaryota, Metazoa, Arthropoda, Insecta, Coleoptera, Chrysomelidae. The record is from the annotation of a GenBank genome assembly.